Molecule: messenger RNA, 2256 nt
Organism: Saccostrea echinata
Lineage: Eukaryota; Metazoa; Mollusca; Bivalvia; Ostreida; Ostreidae
Exons: 7
Coding region: 7-1719 (570 amino acids)
Source: RefSeq, a predicted model, not a curated record
GCAGAGAUGACAGAAUCGAUUGACAUGAGGUCGUUAAAAGUUCUCUUGGUUUUACUGUCACUUUUUUAUGUGUCCCUUUCAAUGAACUCUGAGGAUGAGUUACGUGUUGUCGUCAGAAAGUUGGAGAGACUUAUAGCAAAGGAAAAGACCUCUGACCGACCCUGGUUCACUGGUACCAAAUUCCCACCGGGACCACAUGGGAAGACCGACAAAAAUGGCACCCCUUACAAACUGCACAGAAUCUUCGACAUGCUUCUAAGACCGUACUUCGGUAGUGCUCCGAGUGGGGAUUUCCAAUUCACGAAUUUGCCUUUGACACGUGAACAAUUUGUGAAAGAAGCGAAUGAUUGGUACAUGACCAUGCUCUCGAGGGAUUCGUCAGAUCUAGUACAGAUACGGAAACAGGCUUUUUUCAACAUGACUAGUGCUUUGUUGAAAGCCAUUUUCCAAUGUCCAACAGCAAAAAUCAACCAAAUGGUUUUCUACGUUCUGAAGGACCAGGAGCGUGUCAUGACAGAAGAGGACCAGAAUAUGUACACCUAUGUCAGAAAUAUCCUAGAAAACCAAAUAACGAACAAUACCACGAGAGAAAAUGUCGCCAGGAUGAUUGUGAAGACUGCUCAUAGACAUAUUUUUGGAGACUUUAUGGAGUACAUUAAGUUUUUCUACUUUAAAGAUAUCAUGGAAUUCUUUGGCAAAAUGAAGAUCUUGUUAUAUAGAGCUAGGCAGGAGAAGUGGAGUGUUACAGAAUUUGACCAAAAAUUAAAUGAGCUGCUUUUGUCGGGGAAUAAUUUUGAUUUCAAAUGUCCUCGCCUGCAAGAUCUAUGGGAUUUUCACCGGACACUCGCGGUGCGUUUUCAACAAAGGUACUCCGAGGACAAACACUUAGAUAAAGCAAGGGAGUGGCUGACAAAAUACUUGGUACCUAGAUACCUAACCAGUGACCCCGCGCCUGUCAUCAAAGCCAUUCUCCAAGUCUACAAAGGCUAUGUGAGGGGGGCCGUGCGCAACUUUGACCGGGUUGAGACCCACAUGACCACUGGAAACAUGGACAACAUCAUCAUCUUUGUGUCCGAGUUCCUCAAUGGAGGGCAGCUUGAAUAUUUGAAGGCUAUCUUUGAGUACCUGAAAGCAACAGAUAGCAGCAGAGACAUUGACAGGAGAAGAAUGGGUUCAACUCCCGAAUGGGAUACUUCAAUGGAUCCAGAUAGUGGGUAUAAAGGAUAUGAAACAACUGAAUCAUACCCAAAGGAUCCAGAUGGGGAAUUGGAAGGUUAUGGGAGGACGGAACCAUACCCAAUGGAUCCAGAUAGUGACUCUGGGGAAUAUGGAACAACUGGACCAUACCCAGUGUAUCCAGAUAGUGGAUUUGGAGGAUAUGGAACAACUGGACCAUACCCAGUGGAUCCAGAUAGUGGAUUUGGAGGAUAUGGAACAACUGGACCAUAUCCAAUGGAUCCAGAUAGUGGAUUUGGAGGAUAUGGAACAUCAUACCCAAUGGAUCCAGAUAGUGAAUCUGGAAAAUAUGAAACAACUCGACCAUACCCAAUGGAUCCAGAUAGUGGAUUUGGAGGAUAUGGAACAUCAUACCCAAUGGAUCCAGAUAAUGACUCGGGAGAAUAUGGAACAACUGGACCAUAUCCAAUGGAUCCAGAUGGAAGAUAUAAAACAACCGAAUCAUAUCCUAUGGAACUGGAUAGCAACUGGCCCGUAUACUAGCAAUGAUACGGAUCAAAAGAGAAUUUCAGUUCCUUAAUUGUGCGAUUGGUGAUUUUGAUGAAUGAGAUAUGAACAAAAUCAAAGUCAACAACGGAUUCUGAGAACUCAUAGAAAGCCACUCUCUGUUAUCAGUUUAUUUCUAGAAGUUUGUCUCUGUUAUUACGAUAGAAUAUUUUCUGUGAUUCAUUUCUUUGAAAACAUAGAUAUGAAAACUGAACUAUGUACAGGAUUUUUGUAAAGCUAGCAGGGUAUUUUCUAAACCAUGCUUAUUGACUUGUUUUCGAGGGUAACAUAAGUUUUGUCCAAUCCAAGGGCCAAAGUGACUGAGGUCGUUUUUGUCAGCCAAUUCCUUGUUUUGUUUAUGAACUUGUUCCCGGAAAACCUAGAUCUGUAUUGAAGAAGAUGGAUAACAUAAUUGUUUUGGAUUAGCCCGUUUACACUUAGCAGUGUAGAAUUAUGAACGUUACUUUGACAGCAACUAGCUGCAGAAUCUCUUGGAAAGAAAAUUCGAACAGAAAUAAAAUGCUCUUCUAUGUC